Thermochaetoides thermophila DSM 1495 is the source of this 1320-nucleotide messenger RNA. Its product is annotated as isovaleryl-CoA dehydrogenase-like protein. The transcript has a single exon. The record is from RefSeq and is a predicted model, not a curated record. Lineage: Eukaryota; Fungi; Ascomycota; Sordariomycetes; Sordariales; Chaetomiaceae. Gene Ontology annotation, molecular function: flavin adenine dinucleotide binding; 3-methylbutanoyl-CoA dehydrogenase activity. The coding region runs from base 1 to 1320 and encodes 439 amino acids. Gene Ontology annotation, biological process: L-leucine catabolic process.
AUGUCCUCCCUCACCCGCACCCUCUCCCGUACCCUCUCCCGCACCGUGGUGCGCGCCCCUCUCUCGCGCCCUCUUCCCUCACUCCAACCCAUACUCCCAUCCCUCUCCCAACGCCGCAACGCCUCCUCCAAACACCCUAAAGGCUUCACUCCCCCUUCCCAAUCCGACCUCGCCGAGCUGCGCGAACGCGUCCAAGAUUUCGUGCGUCGCGAAAUCCCCGAGGAAGUUGCCGCGGCCACCGAUAAGUCCAACAACUUCCCCGCGGACAUGUGGCAGAAGCUCGGCGACGCGGGGCUGCUGGGUAUCACGGCCGACGAGGACGUUGGCGGUUUGGGGAUGGGGUACCAGGCGCACUGUGUCGUUAUGGAAGAGCUGUCGCGCGCCAGUGGGUCCAUUGCGCUGAGCUAUGCGGCGCACUCGCAACUGUGUGUAAAUCAGCUGCAGUUGAAUGGGACGGCGGAGCAGAAGGCGAGGUUUUUGCCGGAUUUGAUUGCGGGGCGGAAGGUGGGCGCGUUGGCGAUGUCGGAGAGUGGGAGCGGAAGUGAUGUGGUUAGUAUGAGGACGCGGGCAGUUGAGACGGAGGGAGGGUUCUUGUUGACGGGAAGUAAGAUGUGGAUUACGAAUGGGCCUGAUGCCGACCUCAUAAUUGUCUAUGCAAAGACGAAGCCGGAUGCGGGCAGCAAAGGGAUCACGGCGUUCAUUGUGGACACUCGGGCCGAAGGCUCGAAAGGCUUCGCGGUGCUUCGUAAGCUAGACAAGAUGGGCAUGCGCGGGAGCAACACGGGCGAACUCGUCUUCGACAACGUCUUUGUCCCCCAUUCGCACGUCUUGGGCCCCGUCAACGGCGGCGUGCGCGUGCUGAUGGAAGGUCUGGACCUCGAGCGUCUCGUGCUCAGCGCCGGCCCGCUGGGUCUGAUGCAAGCCGCGCUGGACGUCGCCCUGCCGUAUGCCCACUCCCGCAAGCAGUUUGGCACACCCAUCGGGCAGUUUCAGUUCAUCCAGGGCAAAUUGGCCGAUAUGUACACCAAGUUGCAGGCGUCGCGGUCGUAUACCUAUGCGACGGCGCGCGCGGUCGAUGAGGAUGGUGUUAUCCGGACACAUGACUGCGCCGGCGCUAUUCUGUAUGCCGCGGAGCGCGCGACCGAGUGCGCUCUGGAUUGCAUCCAAAUUCUGGGUGGCAUGGGCUACACGGAAGAUAUGCCUGCUUCGAGGAUUUUGAGGGAUGCUAAGCUGUAUGAGAUUGGUGCUGGCACGUCGGAGGUCAGGAGGAUGGUCAUUGGUCGCGCAUUUAACCGCGAGUAUGCCCAUCUGUCGCAAUGA